Tilletiopsis washingtonensis is the source of this 1535-nucleotide messenger RNA. RefSeq lists its product as hypothetical. The transcript has 5 exons. Gene Ontology annotation, molecular function: GTP binding; GTPase activity. The record is from RefSeq and is a predicted model, not a curated record. The coding region runs from base 26 to 1411 and encodes 461 amino acids. Gene Ontology annotation, cellular component: Gtr1-Gtr2 GTPase complex; fungal-type vacuole membrane; nucleus. Gene Ontology annotation, biological process: cellular response to starvation; cellular response to amino acid stimulus; regulation of autophagy. Lineage: Eukaryota; Fungi; Basidiomycota; Exobasidiomycetes; Entylomatales.
CCUGCCUCUCUCCACCACGCCCGCCAUGCCCGUCUCCUCGCCGCCCUCGCGGCCCGCGUCGCCGCUGCCGCCGCAGAACAUCCUGCUGCUCGGCCUGCGCCGCUCGGGCAAGUCCAGCCUGCUCUCGGUCGUGUACAAGGCGCUGCCUCCGCACGAGACGCUCUUCCUCGACUCGACGCUGCGCUCGCACCACCUCGACGUGUGCGCCUGGGAGCCGGUGCGCUUCUGGGACGGGCCCGGCCUCUCGGCCUCCGCCACCGAGGGCGGCGCCGGUGCCGCGGCCGCCGUGCAGGAGAAGGGCAAGGCCACCGGCACCGCCGGCGGCCUCGAGUGGACGCAGGUCGGCGCCGUCAUCUUCGUCAUCGACGCGCAGGACGACUACUUUGACGCCCUCGCGCGCCUCCACUCCGUGCUGCUCGAUGCCUAUGCGCACAAUCCCGAGAUUCUCUUCCACGUCUUUGUGCACAAGGUCGACGGGCUGAGCGAUGACUACAAGUACGACACACAGCGCGACAUCGAGCAGCGCGUGCUCGACAACCUCUCCGACGCCUCUGCCUCGUUCACCUUUGCGCCGUGCGCCUACGAGAUCCUGCGACAGAGCGCCGCCGCAGCUCCGGCUCUGCCCGCCUUGCCGUCGGGCCCAGCAUCUGCCGUCGGUGCCCGUCCGGCCGGCGACCACACGAACCCUGCGUCUGCGUCUGCCUCUGCAUUCGCAUCCUUGGCGGGUCAGGGCAACGCCAUGACGUCCUCUGCACUCUCUCGUGCCGCCGGCCUCACUCCCGAGACCCACACUGCCGGUUCGUCCGGCGUGCGGGAUGUCGCCACGUCGCCGCGACCAGGCGGCAGUCAUAUUGCGGCCUCGAGCAGCGCCGCUGCUGCAGCCGGCUCGGGCGCACCGACGAAUGUCAACCUGGACACGGACGUACGCCUCACGUUCCACACGACGAGCAUCUUUGACUCGUCGGUCAACGUGGCGUUCUCGCGCAUGCUGCAGGGCCUGCUGCAGCGCGGCAUGGAGGAGACGUUGGAGGGUCUAUGCAACAGUCUGUGCAGCGCGAACAAGCUGGACAAAGUUUUCCUCUUUGACGUGCCCACGCGCACCUACAUCGCCGCCGACACGUCGCCGUUCGAUCGCGCCAGCUUCGACGUGGCGUCCGAGUAUGUCUCGUUCCUGACGCGCUUUGCCGAUCUCUACUCCACACUGGGCGCGUCAGAGACCGGCGAGACUCGGCAUGCAUCUAGCGUCUCCCGCUUGGCGCCCGACACGACGUUGGCCUUCUGGCAGAUCGAUGAGCGUCUGGCGCUGCUGGCGAUCCUGCGCACGCAGCCCGCCUCGCAGGGCAUGCUGGACUUCAACGUCUCGCUCCUGAGGCGAUCGCUGCUGGAGCUGCGCGAUCUGUCACGCGCCUAAAUAGGCGAGGGCGGUGGCAGGAGGAAGGAAUGGGAAUACUCCUGCUGCACUGCAUGCGAGAGACGCAGUGAAACGGAUCAGACGAGCUGAUGGGAUUGCGUGACGUGAAUGAGGAUGGCGGUGA